CUCUUUCCUUGCUCUUAGUGGCUUGGCCUGUGUCUCUUGAGAAGGGGGCUUUAUGCUCUCAGAUGGGGGUGGGCAGGCCUGGCUGUUUUCAGGAGGAGACUGUGUGGAGCCUGAAUGCUGUGAUGAAAGUACCUUGUACUCCAGGCUCUGCUCUGCCUCUGUAGAGUGCUUUUUUUCCAGACCCCUAGCUCCCCAGAGUGCAGAUGAAAGUGGAACUCUUGGUGGUAGCAGGCACAUGUUGCUAAGAUACAGGAAGCUGUGCAAGCUCAGCAGCCUCCUCUCUCCUGAGAGCUGCAAAGAAUGAGAAGAGCUAAAGUAACCUAGCAGGUGGCCUGAGCCAGCAUGAGACCAAGCCCACAGUAAUGGGUAGCGACCUCACACAGAUGCACCCUGACACUCCAACAGAGAUGAGCUACCGCUGAUCCAUAAUCAUGCAGAGCUCCCAGAAAACUGGGCCGACAUGCAGGAACCCUUGCUGGAGGGGAUGGGCUUUACACUCAAGUACCUGGGCAUGACGCUGGUGGAGAAACCCAAAGGAGAAGACAUGGCAGCCAAUGCCAUCCGUCGGAUAAUCGCUAUGGCUCGCAUGGGAGCCAAGAAAUUCCAGAAGGUGAUUCUGACAGUCUCGCCGAGGGGCCUCUCGCUGCAGGAUGCUGAGACCAAGGAGAUGAUCGAGUGUGUCUCCAUUUACAGGAUUUCCUACUGCACUACGGACAAGUUGCAGAACAAGGUGUUUGCCUACGUGGUGCAAAGCCAGCAGAGUGGAGCACUGGAGUGCCAUGCCUUCCUCUCACCCAAGAAGAAGAUUGUAAGCACCUGCCCUUAGCAAGAAGAGGUCCAGGAUGGGUCCAGCCAGUCCCUCUGGUCCAGGGAGCGAAGGUCCCUGCUUCCCCAGCACCUCCAGGCUCCAACGAUCUCUGCAUGCCAUGUUUCAGGGGCUGCCUGCUAUGCUGCAUGAUGCCCCACUCCCAGCAAGGGCAGCAUUCUUCCCACCACCUGUCACAGAUCCACAAGAUUUGAGCUGUGCCACAGCUUUUCAAGAGGCUCUUGGAGGACCCCCUUCAAUGUGGCACACCUUCAAGGGGUGCCACUAGUCCUUCGGGGUUGAUCCUGGAUCCUCACUGACAGGUUCCCCCUGGGCUGCCACUGGAACUGGGGUGCCAACAAGCCCUUUGGCCCACUAGUCUAGGCUCCUUCUCCCUCUGCUGCUGUGACAAGCAGCAGGCCUGUUCUCAGGCCUUCACUUCUACACAGCGUUCACACAGGUAGGGACACACCUUGCUACAGUUACAUGCAGGCUCUCUGCCUAACCCAGCGAUGGGAGGGACACAGCCAAGGCAACUCCCAGCUCCGCAAGCACACACAUCCCGAACCCCCGGAGUAUAAACUCAAAAUGAUGCAAUCUUGCACUGCACAGAAGGCUGUACAGUGUAAGCUCAUAGUUCGCCUUCUCCUUCAAUAUGGAGAGGAAUAUGCAACAGCCUUUCCCCUUGGACUAGGGUUCCUAUACACUUCACUCCAGUUAACUGGUUUGCUACAGAGUAUAUUUUUACGUUAUAAGUACUGGCAAACAGAUCAAAGCAGAUUACCUAGUAAAUAAACAAAAAUGCAAAGUAAGCUUAAUAUACCGGCUAGAUUGGGUAUAAAUUCUCAGAUUCUCAACCUGAGAGAUGAUGCAAGGCGGCUGCAGAUUGUUAAAGAGCAAGCUGCUCUUGUUAUACAGCUUGGAAGCCCCAAGUCUUUUGUACGCAGGUUAGAAAUCCCUUUAGCCUAUGUCUGCCACUUCCUUCAGUUCAGUCUUUGUUCCUCAGGUGUUUCCAGGAGUCCUCUUGUGUGGGAGUGAGGGACGGAUGAUGUCACACUCUGUCUUCUAUAGCUUUUGCAAAUGGCAGGAACCCUUUGUUUCAAAACUUGGUUCCUAGACUGGUUUGUGGAAAGUACUGAGGUCUCAAGAUGUGGUCUGGUCCCAUGUCCUUGCAGAGGCAAAGCAGCCACUACUCACA
Pelodiscus sinensis (Chinese soft-shelled turtle) is the source of this 2003-nucleotide messenger RNA. The record is from RefSeq and is a predicted model, not a curated record. NCBI's taxonomy places the organism in Eukaryota, Metazoa, Chordata, Testudines, Trionychidae.